ACUUUUGUACCUUUCUCGCCGGGACAGAGAAGCGGGCCGGGACCAGCCGGGCCAGACCAGACUGGACCCCAGGGGCGAUGCGGCUGCUGCCGCUGCUGCGGACUGUCCUCUGGGCCGCGCUGCUCGGCUCGCGCCUGCGGGGGUGCUCCAGCCUCCGCCACGCUGUCUACUGGAACUCCACUAACCCCAGGCUGCUUCGAGGAGAUGCCGUGGUGGAGCUGGGCCUCAACGAUUACCUAGACAUCUUCUGCCCACAUUAUGAAAGCCCGGGCCCCCCGGAGGGCCCUGAAACCUUUGCUUUGUACAUGGUGGACUGGUCAGGCUACCAGGCCUGCAAGGCACAGGGGGCAAACGCCUUCCAGCGAUGGAAAUGCUCUCUGCCUUUUGCUCCCUUUGUCCCUGUUCACUUCUCCGAAAAGAUUCAGCGCUUCACACCUUUCUCCCUGGGCUUUGAGUUCUUGCCUGGAGAGACUUACUACUACAUCUCGGUGCCAACUCCGGAGAGUCCUGGCCGGUGCCUGAGACUCCAGGUGUCUGUCUGCUGCAAGGAGAUCAGGUCCGAGUCAGCCCACCCUGUUGAGAGCCCUGACGAAAGUGGUACAUCUGGGUGGCGAGGAGAGCAUGCUCCCAGCCCCCUGUCUCUCCUGCUGCUGCUGCUGCUCCCAAUACUUCGUCUCCUGCGAGUUCUGUGAGCCAAGCACACCUUCCCCGUCCCCCCAAGGAACCAGGGCCCUCUCCAAGAUCCUCUGUUGAAGGGGUUCCUGCUACCACAGCGGUGAUGCCAAGCCAGGCAGACACGAUGAAGCUUUGAUGUGCAAAGUCAGAGGGUCUGAGGUGACCCUUGUAGGUGACUGCCCCUCACCACAGGCUGGAGAGGAACUUCGAGGGAGCUGCAGACAGUACGGGGCACCCUGGAGCAUAGCUGCUUUGAUGGCUUUGUCUCCUCCCACCUGGAAGACUGGGGUUUGGUGGGAUCAAAUCCUUGAGCCACUGGGGGCCGAAGCCAAAGACCUGGGAACAGGUGGGUUCCUGGCCGAGAGCAAAGGAGAAGCCAUGACAUCUGUGCCCUCUAGGCCUCUUCCCAGGGGGCCAUUUCUCUUGUCUUCUGUGAAGACGGACUUGCCAUGAGGUUGAAUUCCAUGCUGGUUUGUAUUUUUUAUAAGUGUUUGGACCAAACCUUCAAUAAAUCACCCAUU
Onychomys torridus (southern grasshopper mouse) is the source of this 1196-nucleotide messenger RNA. It is a transcript of the gene Efna4, whose product is annotated as ephrin A4. The record is from RefSeq and is a predicted model, not a curated record. Gene Ontology annotation, biological process: axon guidance; ephrin receptor signaling pathway. Gene Ontology annotation, cellular component: plasma membrane. Lineage: Eukaryota; Metazoa; Chordata; Mammalia; Rodentia; Cricetidae. Gene Ontology annotation, molecular function: ephrin receptor binding. The coding region runs from base 78 to 692 and encodes 204 amino acids. The transcript is spliced from 4 exons.